This is a messenger RNA of Leptopilina heterotoma, 1824 nucleotides long. Its product is annotated as ionotropic receptor 75a-like. The transcript has 9 exons. Bases 273 to 1814 code for a protein of 513 amino acids. The record is from RefSeq and is a predicted model, not a curated record. Lineage: Eukaryota; Metazoa; Arthropoda; Insecta; Hymenoptera; Figitidae.
CUGACAAUCAGUGGUUUUUACUGAUGAAUUAAAGAAAACUGGACAACUGAAUUUAAAUUAGUGAAAUUUUUACUGAUUCAGAUUUAGAGUGUACCACAAAAAUCAUAUAAAUUAGACAUCAGUAGUGAAACCAAUGGUAUAGUCAGACAUUUUUCGUAGUAGUUGUAGUUUUAUCGAAUUGCAAUAAUUUCCUUAUUAGUUGAAAAGGAUUAUUUCAGUGAGAGAAGAUCCUUCCACAUUGGCUUGAAAAUUCAGCUCCAGUAGCGAACCCUAUGUUUACCCGGAAUAAACUUCUGUACAACGAAUCAUAUUACUGGCUAUUAAUAACAAAAGAAGAAGCGCCGAUAAAUCUUUUGGAAAAAUUGCAUUUAGCAGUGAAUACAGAAAUGACACUUGCUCUACAAAAUACAGAAAAUAUUCUACUCUAUGAUGUCUAUAAUCCCAGCUUUCGUCAUGGUGGAAAACUAAAUGUCACCUUCAUGGGAACGUGGCAAUCUCACGAUGGCCUUAAAAUCGACUUCGAUCAGUAUAAAUACGAGCGACGUAGAAAUUUAAAUGGUCUUCAAUUAAAUUUUUCAAUAUUUCUUAGUCAGGAGCCGAAACCAGAUUUAAUGACCUAUUUGUCAGUACCAGAAAAUACACACUUAGAUUCUAUGCAUCGAUAUCAUUUUAAUUUAAUUCGUCAACUGAAGGACAUGUACAAUUUUUCAAUUCAUCUCACUCAGGGCACAAAUUGGGGUUAUCUUGUCAAUGGAACUUACACUGGAAUAAUGGGUGACAUGGCAAAGGGAAUAGUGGACAUUGGAGCCACUCCAUUCAUGUUUCUAAAGGAUCGUUUAGAUAUUUGUGAAUUUACAGUUCAAUCCUACGUGGCUAAAGGCGGUUUAAUGUUCCGUCAUCCGAAGAAAAAUAAUAUAAGAAACUCUUUUCUGAAGCCAUUUGAGGAGAAAGUAUGGUGGCUCAUGAUUAUGACGAUGAUAUUAAUUUGGAUUUUAAUUAUUAUCACUGCCAAAAUGGAGCAAAAAUAUAAUGCCGAUUUUAAAAUGAAGAAACCAUUAGUCGCUCUGGACGGCGCUCUUGAUGUGAUGGGAUCAACUUGUUUACAGGAUUGUUUCGAGAUUCCUCGCUUUUAUUCGGGUCGCAUUGUCUAUAUUACAUUAUUUGUUUGGGGAUUUUUAAUGUCUCAAUAUUAUUCGGCCUCGAUAGUUGGUUCUCUGCUUGCCGAACCAACUAGAUUCAUUAAUACCAUUGAGGAUCUUGCCAACAGUGAUUUGGAAGUUGGUGUCGAGGACGUUGGCUACAUUCGUAAUUUUUUCGCGACAACCAAUGAUCAACACGUUAUUAAUUUAUAUAAUAAAAAAAUAGCACCAAAUAAAAAAAGAAAGACGGCCAAUUAUUUGAAAGCUCACGACGGUCUUCAACGAGUUAAAAAAGGCGGUUUCGCUUUUCAAAUAGAGUCAGCAACUGCCUACAAAAUAGUAGACGACACAUUCACAGAAGAGGAAAUAUGUGAAUUAGUGGUAAUUCUUAUGGUACCUACAGAGUCUCUAGCAACUGCAACUGUGAAAAAUUCGCCUUUCAAAAAAAUGGUUACUUACGGACUGAGACAAAUUGUUGAACAUGGAAAUGCAGAAAAAUUAAAACGUAUCUGGCAAUAUAAAAAACCAACGUGUCCAGAAAGUUUCAGUUCAAUACCAACACCGGUUGUAUUAACAGAUUUUUUCCCACUGAUAUUUUUAAUAUCAACUGCAUCGGGUCUCGCCGUAUUUAUCAUGAUUCUUGAAAAUGUGAUGAGAAAAAUUCACUAUAAAUAAUUUAUUAUUG